AUGGAUAAAGUAAGCGCCACAUCGGCUCGGUAUUACCACGUAGGCGCCAUUGUCAGCUCGGUAUUGCCACAUUUUCCCCCUCUCUCUCUCCGGAACCUUCCCCUUCCCCCUUCCCCCUUGCCCUUUCCGUCAACUUCCCCACCGCCGCCAUUCUCCGUCACCGCCGCCCCCUCCCCCUUCUCUCUCUCUCAACCGCUGACUCUCCAGAGCUCUUCCGCUUCGUCGUCGUCUUCCUCCUCCUCAUCCUCCAGCGGCUCCUCCUCCGCGGCAUCUUCUUCGUCCUCCUCCUCGGCCAGCAGCAGCGCCGACGAAGAUGAAGAAAACGACGCCAAUCGCGGCGAAGUGAGGUCCGGCCACACAGAUCCGCCGCCGCCUCAAGACUACAACCCCUAUUGUGCCGCCGCCGCCUCUCCUUCGUCGGUGGACUGUUCGGAGCCCCCACCGCCGCCGUUCUCCGUCUCCGCCGCCGCCUAUAAGGGUUCUUCAUUUGCAGAUCUUGAUUUAGGGUUUUCAUUCUCAUAUCUUGAUUUAGGGUUUUCAAGUCUCAAGUCUACAACCUCUGUUGCUUAA
Molecule: messenger RNA, 570 nt
Organism: Salvia miltiorrhiza (redroot sage)
Lineage: Eukaryota; Viridiplantae; Streptophyta; Magnoliopsida; Lamiales; Lamiaceae
Product: cell wall integrity and stress response component 1-like
Exons: 2
Coding region: 1-570 (189 amino acids)
Source: RefSeq, a predicted model, not a curated record